CUUGUACGUUGGUCGGUUGUCGUUGCUUGCAAGCCAGAUGUUCUGAAAAAGCUUCCUGUCGUCGCCGUUUACAGCUCUGCAAUAUUUCAAUAAUUUAAAAUGUGGACAAGGUUGAUUUAUUUGUUUUCGAGUAUUAGUGACAUAGUAAGAGUGUAGAUAUGUGUCUUAUAAUAGUGUUCUAAAAAGUAAACGGGCGACGGGCGUCUCCGUAUCAACGAGUUCACUCGAAACCAACAAAGCGGCGGACAUUUUAUUUUGAGUACUCGAUAAUGUAGCGUUUGCGUCGAAAAAAUUAAAUGUCGUUUUAUCGUACUGUAUUGGGAUAUCGUUCGCUUACACCUUUCCGAUGCCGAGGGGGGUGAAGCGAGGGCAGGCGGAGGGCGAAGCUGAGGUGGUGGUACGCGUCGGGGCGUCUCCGUCGCAGACCACUUUCUUGGAUGACAGCCCAAACCAGCCCAUCAGCUAUCACCUACUCGACCAUGGCUACGGCGCCACGCCACAGCAUCAGAUACGGCGGGAGGCGCCCACCGCACCGCCGAAGACCUCAGAAGCGGUGAAAAGAAGACUGAAUUUAAGUGAGAGCAGUUCCGGCAGUCAGGGUCAUGUAGUCCCUAUGAAGGCGGAUUUCAAGACGCCCAAGCAGAAACGUGUGAAGGUGCUCACACCGUACAGUCGGCCGUCCAGUUCCAUGAAAAAAUACUCGGAGAAAUCCAGGUUUGACACGUCACUAGGUCUAUUAACAAAAAAGUUCGUCGCGCUUCUAAAGUCGUCGCCGAACGGCGUUCUCGACCUGAACGUCGCGGCCGAACAUCUGUCGGUGCAAAAGCGGCGAAUAUACGACAUAACGAACGUGCUCGAGGGAAUAGGGAUAUUAGAAAAGAGAUCGAAGAACAACAUACAAUGGGGAUGUGGGUCGGGCGCGGAGGGCGUGGGCGAGCAGGGCCGCGCGCGGCGGCUGCGGCGCGAGGUGGCGGCGCUGGGCGCGCGAGAGCUGCGCGUGGCGCGGGCGCUGGGCGUGGCCGAGCGCGCGCUGGCGGGGCUGUCGGACCACCAGCGGGCCUACAUCACGUACGCAGACCUGCGCAGCAUCAGGGAGUUCCGGAACCAGACCGUCAUACCCAUCAAGGCGCCGCCCGACACGCAGCUCAGUGUUCCUCAUCCAGAUGACAAAGGCUACAUGAUCCACUUGAAGUCUAACUCCGGUGAGAUAGAAGUGUACCUUUGUCCCAAAGAACGAGCUCCAUCACCACCACCUUCGUCGUCGCUGCCGUCGGACCCGCUGCUGGAAGACAACAAGGCUUUGCUGGCGCCGCUUAUAGCACAGCUUCAGUCCAUGCCUUCCAGUUCUAUCACCGCGAGUUUCACGACUCCAGUCAAGCGCGAGCCGGGCGCCCCGCCGCCAGAGCCCCUGCGCGGCCUGCCGGUGCGGUCCCCGUGCGUCACGGACCCCACGCUGCCGCUCACCGCGCCCGCCGCGCCCGCCACGCCGCUGCACCACACGCCCGUUGAAACGGGCGCGCGCGGUCGACUCCGCAACGCAUUAAUAGCGGACAGCGACGACUUCGCGCCUAUAAUGGGUGGUGGCCGCUUCCAGCUGCAGACGGAGGACCAGGAGUCUGAACCGUUGGAGUUGGAGCCGUUCCUAGCUCUGGAGCCGCCCUUGUGCGCCACUGACUACGGCUACUGCCUCGACCAGGACGAAGGCCUCUCCGAACUUUUCGACUUUGAGUUCUGAACCAGCCAGUGAACGUGAACCGUGUUUGUGUGCGUCUUACCAACCAUGUAAUAUAUACUUAUAGAAGAGCUUUAUUUAAACAGAUGUACUAGGUAAUUUGUUAUCUUUAAAGUGAUAUACUUCACUUCUGGGAUUAAUUAAUUAAAUUUGCAGCCGAAAAUUAUGAACGAUGCGGGACUCGGACCUGCGAGUUCUCGCAUUUCGUCCGAGAGCGAUUUUCCACUGAGCCAACCGUUUAACCAAAUUGUUUAGAUUUCAAAGAGCGACUUCUCAAGUCAAUUUCCUUGUUGGCAGUUUAUCAACUAUAAAGUAGAUCCUGUAGGUGGAGCCACAACCUGAGAGUUUAAAAAGACAUACAAAGAUUUACGAACCAUACGUCACUCGAACGGUUGGCUCAGUGUAAGAGUGCUCUAACGGAACCCGAGAGGUCGCGGGUUCGAGUCCCGCAUCGCUUAUACAUUAUGGUUGCAAAUUUAAUUUACAUGUAAGUACUACUAGGUUUUUACUUUUGUACUGUCGUAUUGUCUACAAUGUAGGCUUGACAAAUGACUUACUUGUUCAAGUAGCUGUUUAUGUUUUAUAUCACUACAUCUUAUAGAAUCCGUAUAACAGCUUACUUGUUCAAGUAGCUGUUUAUGUUUUAUAUCACUACAUCUUAUAGAAUCCGUAUAACAGCUUAGCUGCUUUGUACUUGGUCCGAAGAAGGCAUAACAACAAUUAUGUAAUUAUAACAAAUUUAAAAUAAAAAGAUUGCCAAUGCAGAUACAACCAAUAGUGCUAUUUGUAUAAUUUAAUACUGUGAAAUCAAGAUGGUUUAUAGACUGUCCCACCUAAAAAUGCAAUUCGGAUAUUUGCUAUUCGAAUAGUUUUUAAUUAUUAGAUUUUUCGAAUAUUACGAAUCACGUUCGAAAGCGAAUUGUGAUAUGCGUAUAAACGUUUUUGCGAAAUAAUUUUAUAGCCACCACAUGUGUAUGAUGUGUGCGUGCCUCAGUCGUCAUAUAAAUUUGUCAUAUUAUAUAAACGUAAUACACUAGUUGCCUUAAAACAAGAGAAAUUGUAGUUAUUAUUACUACGGGGUACUCACUAUGUUAUAUGUUUUAUUUAUUUGAAGCCGAUUUUUCGAUCCAAUUGCAUGAAUGGUGGUCACGGUAGGACUGGAGGCGGCGAGAAACUCUUGAAAAAUUGACCCUUGAUAGUUAUUACAUUUAAUAGUACAUCAAUCUGUCCUCAUGGCGUCUAAUUCGUUUCGGUCUUUGAUUCGGUUAUUCACAGAUGCAUAUAUUCGAUAUUUUUUUUUGAGGCCACGGGAUUCCAUGCUUGCGCUAGUCUAACUACAACCUCCUUAUUCAGAAAAAGUGAAACUUCUUUUUUUUAAAUAUAAUUUAUUAUUAUUAUAUUUUCUACCAUUUACAACUUCACAAAAAUUGGGUACAUGAGGCUUAAGAAAAAAACAUGUUUCCGUAUGAAUUCAAAGCUAUUUUAUUAUUAUAGUCAUGCAUACAAUUAAGUCUUUUUAUUUUAUCACUUUCAAACUGUGUAAUAUAUUAUUAUUUUCGUCACUGUACUGAACUUUGAUAAAAACAACAUGGCGCAUACCAGAAAAUUGUGACGACGUUGAUAUAAAAUUUCUCUCAUACAUCGAUAAAGAAGUUUCACUAAAAUAGAAACAAUAAGUGGUGUUUUUAUUGAACUUUUGAUUAUUAUUAACCUAUGAUUUAGACAAGAUUAAGUUGAGGUUGUAUGCUGGUGCAUUAAUUUACUUGAUGUAAGUGUUUACUGACAUUUUACAUUAAAUAAAUAUAUAUUUUUACUAAGAAUGUGAAUAAUAACACUAUCAAAUUUAAGGUGGAACACAUUUAAAUGAGAGUGAGGAAUUAGCAAGCCACAGUACAUUCUAACCAACUCUGUAAAACAUUAGUUUGUACACAGUGUUGAACAAGUAAGCCAAUAUCAUAAUCAACGAAUAAAUAUUGUGAUUCAAAUGUGAAUAUAUUUGUGUGCGCUGAAUAUAAAUUGUGUGUAUGUACAUAGCUAGGAUCGAUUUUAUAUACCGACUGUAUGAUUGUUGUAGUUUGUACUCUAGAGUUGAGCUAUGUAUUUGUGACAAGCAUAUCGAAGCAAUAUGCUCAAUAGGCACGCAGUAUAUUCGUGUUUGAACGUCCGUCGAUCAGAGAUGGUAUUGUAAAUAGUCUCGCUCAAAUAACUGAGGUUUGCGGUCGAUUGUAUAUAAAGUUUUUUAUAAUGAACGGUGAUCACUUAGCGGCCUUUCUGAAGCUAGUACGAACCCCCUCCCCACUACAUCAAAUACACAUUGUUUUUACAAAUGAACCUGAAGAGAGUAGCUUCAACUAUUUUUAAUAGAAACAUUGACAGUUGAAGGAAUAUUGUAUCAGUAUGUGAGAUAGUGUAGACUGCCAAGAACGUGUAUUUAUUUGUAUAUACUUACAUCAUCUGUAUUCCUCUUAUUGGUUCACUUACACUCCCUUAAACUGGAUUUAAAGUAUCCGUUUGCGACACCUAUAGUACUGCUAUCUUAAGCUCAAGCAAUUAACGUUGUUUGUCAGAUAUUUUGGCACUUUAUAUGCUUGCUUGUUAAUAUGGACGGAGAGCGCUCGUCGCGAUUCAUAAUUUUGAUUUCAAUUCGUGUAAAGUACAACUUGUAUAAAAAAGGAAACCGUCUCAAUCGUAAUGUUAUCUAUUGUAGUAUAGGAGUGCCGUCGGCGAGCGCGCCCCGUCACACGUCAAUGUACAGCACAAAUGUUGAUGUAAGGAUUUAUAAAUAAUAAGUGCAUAUCAGAGUAACGUUAAUAUGUUUAGUAUUAGGGCACAUAUGUGUGUGAAUGGGAUUUCGCUCUUGGUACCUGCUUGGUUACUAAUUGUAUGCAUACAUCAACUGUUUAUUUUCACAAACAUCCUGUUAAAUAGAAUCAGGCUAUAUAAGCCCCGCGCAAUCAAAAAAUAACGCAACAUCUUCAUAAUUAACGUUAGUGUGACGUUAGCAGAAUACGUUACUUUGCAAACUUUGAUUUGUGUUUUUUAAUGUGUCUUGUCUUGGAUUUGACGUCACGAAGAUGGCGGCCUGCUUUAUUCUCUUCGCGCGGUUAUAUUAUUCUCAGUGUGAUUAUCAGCUCGAUAACUAUCUGCAUAAAAUAUUGCUUAUUGUUCAAUAUUAGUCUUGAAUCUUGAUAACAUCACAAAAAACCUCAAAAUUCUAUCACCAAAAUAUUCUAUGCUUAUCUGAAUAAAAAAUGAUUAAAUAUAAAAUAUUUUGCUAUGGUCUGAAGUGCUGUGUUUGUGAUAUGGGAAUAGAGGCCGCGCCAUUCUACUUGGGAAAUAUAAUGUAUAAAAAAUAUAUAAUGCUAUUUAGUUUAGUCAGCGGAUUCGCUGUUACUCGUUAUGUAUAUUACACAAAUCUAUGAAACAAUUGUUUCCGAACGUGAUUAAUGUUUUGGUCUAAUUUUUAAUGUUUCCCAAUAAUCUUUACUGAUUGUAUGUGUUCUAAUCAAAAUUAAUUUAACUAAUGAAUUUGAAGUAUGUUUCGAUGUGAUUAUUUUUUUUGUUAGGUUAUAAAUAAUUUCGUUGAUCUUAUUAUUUAUGAGAACGUGUCAUUUGAGUAGUAAAUGUUUAGUUUCGCCUAAUCAUUAUCAUUGUUGUAUUUGUGUGCUAUGGGUGGUGUUGCCAAAUUUGGGGAAUAUGUGCAAAAGUUGUGCACAAAAAGUGCAAACUCCUUAGAUCAUUCUGAAACUAGUUAAUUUUUUUGGCAACACCAACACGGCACGUUAUCGUGUGCGCGUAUGUUAAUGAAGAUAAUAUUUAGACUUGCGCAUUAUUUCGUUGAAGUUCAUUUUUUUGUUGAAAUUAAUAAUUGAUUAAUUUCAUAUGAUUUUAUGUGACGGAAUUUCAGGGGCCAAAAAACGCGAGAUAUAAGACGAAGUACAAAUUAAUCACGUUUAUUUUUAUUUUGCUACAAGACUUAACUUUCCUAAAUCGUUUAUCGU
Molecule: messenger RNA, 5733 nt
Organism: Leptidea sinapis
Lineage: Eukaryota; Metazoa; Arthropoda; Insecta; Lepidoptera; Pieridae
Gene: E2f1
Product: transcription factor E2F2
Exons: 10
Coding region: 347-1735 (462 amino acids)
Biological process (GO): regulation of transcription by RNA polymerase II
Cellular component (GO): RNA polymerase II transcription regulator complex
Molecular function (GO): protein dimerization activity; DNA-binding transcription factor activity, RNA polymerase II-specific; RNA polymerase II cis-regulatory region sequence-specific DNA binding
Source: RefSeq, a predicted model, not a curated record